Molecule: messenger RNA, 1178 nt
Organism: Durio zibethinus
Lineage: Eukaryota; Viridiplantae; Streptophyta; Magnoliopsida; Malvales; Malvaceae
Product: pre-mRNA cleavage factor Im 25 kDa subunit 1-like
Biological process (GO): mRNA 3'-end processing
Cellular component (GO): mRNA cleavage factor complex
Molecular function (GO): mRNA binding
Source: RefSeq, a predicted model, not a curated record
CCGUAUCACCCUCCAUCUAAUUCCAUCCAUUCCUAACAUGGAAAGUCUUUUUCUUGGAUUUUGUCGUACCGCCCCUCCUUUGCACCGACCACAAUUCUAGCCUAGCCUUGUAUGGAUCCAGGUGUCUCUGGAACGCCACGUUCAGCAUACUCGAAAACCGAAGAAUAAACAGUUUGAAAAACAAACGCUGCUUUUGGGACACGUUCCAAUAAGCUUCUCUUCGCUUCUAUUGUAUUUCUCUUCCUUUUUCUCUUUAUAAAGCAAGAAUUCCGACACCCUUGUUUUUCUCUGUCUUUGUGUUGCGUGAGUUUACUAGGAAAAUUUAAGAUGGGAGAUGGUCACAUGGGAGUAGAAGCAGAAGCAUCAACAAUUAACGAUCAUGGUAGCAGCGAUGAUCAUAGAAACGAGGUGGAUAUUUACCCUCUAAGUUGUUACUAUUUUGGAUCCAAAGAAGCCAUUGCUUUCAAGGAUGAAACUCUGUAUGAUCGUAUUAAUAGGAUGAAAUCCAAUUAUGCUGCUUAUGGAUUGAGGACUUCUGUAGAAGCAGUUAUUCUGGUUGAAUUGUUCAAACACCCUCAUUUGUUGCUGCUGCAAGUUAGAAAUUCCAUCUUUAAGCUUCCUGGUGGUCGUUUGAGGCCAGGUGAAUCAGAUACCGAUGGGCUGAGACGUAAGCUUUCUAGGAAGCUUUCUGCCAAUGAAGAUGGCAAUGAAACUGAAUGGGAGGUGGGAGAAUGUCUUGGCAUGUGGUGGCGGCAUGAUUUUGAAACAUUGUUGUAUCCGUACUUGCCACCCGAUGUAAAAAAGCCUAAGGUAGAGUGCACCAAACUCUUCCUUGUGAGGUUGCCAGAGAGUCGAAAAUUUAUUGUUCCCAAAAACCUGAAAUUGCUUGCAGUUCCACUGUGCGAGGUUCACGAAAAUCACAAGACAUAUGGACCGAUAAUAUCUGGAGUGCCACAGUUGCUAUCUAAAUUCUCCAUCAACAUUAUUGAUACUUAGAAUAUGCAUGUUGACCAUACCGAGUGGGAUUAAGGUAAAAUUACAGAGAUUUGAUAGAAGUUUUCAAUCUUGGGCUUGUAAUUUUCAUUAAAUUUCGAAACACACUUGUAUAUACCAUAGUUUGCUUACUGGAAGUGAUACAUUACAUAACAUUGAGCUCAACAAUAUUAAACUUAUCUUCA